Molecule: messenger RNA, 3319 nt
Organism: Alnus glutinosa
Lineage: Eukaryota; Viridiplantae; Streptophyta; Magnoliopsida; Fagales; Betulaceae
Product: probable leucine-rich repeat receptor-like serine/threonine-protein kinase At3g14840
Exons: 24
Coding region: 108-3137 (1009 amino acids)
Biological process (GO): protein phosphorylation
Molecular function (GO): protein kinase activity; ATP binding; protein binding
Source: RefSeq, a predicted model, not a curated record
UUACUCCCUUCUUUCCUCACUGCUUUCAUCUCUCUCUCUCUCUCUCUCUCCAAACUCCUUCGGCCACCAUUUUUGGGUGGGUAGCUGAAGGUAUUUUACUUGCCAAAAUGAAGAUGUUCCUUGUUCCAAUAUUAAUUCUCCUUGCUUCAACUCUCUCCUUUUCCUUCGCAGCCGCUAGAUUGCCGGAUUCUGAAGUGCAAGCUUUAAGUGACAUAGCGAAGAGUUUAGGGAAGACGGACUGGAAUUUCAGCGUAGAUCCAUGCACUGGAGACUCUGGAUGGUUCAACUCACCACAAGAUUUAUUCGCGAAUAAUCUUACCUGCAACUGCUCCAGUGGAACUGAGUGCCACGUUGUCAGCAUAAUUCUCCAAGGACAAAAUCUUUCCGGCACACUCCCACCAGAUUUGACCGGGUUGCCUUCCCUCCAACUAAUUGACCUCACCCGCAACUACCUUAACGGUUCAAUCCCUCCGGGAUGGGGUUCUUCCACGCAGCUGGUCAACAUUUCCCUUCUUGGAAACCGGUUAACGGGUUCUAUCCCCAAAGAGCUGGCAAACAUCCCAACUCUCAAAAACUUUACGGUGGAGUUCAAUCAGCUUUCCGGAAAUCUUCCUCCAGAGCUUGGCAAUAUGUCCUCCAUAGAAAGAUUUCUCCUCAGCUCGAAUAAUUUUACUGGGGAGCUGCCUGAUUCAUUUGCAGGGCUGAUUACAUUGAAGGACUUUCGGAUCAGCGACAAUCAAUUUUCUGGAAAGAUACCCAAUUAUAUUGGAGACUGGAAAAACCUUACAAAACUAGUGAUCCAAGCAAGUGGUUUGAACGGGCCAAUUCCUCCUGGCAUUGCUUUUUUGGAAAACUUAACAGACUUGAGAAUUAGUGACUUGAAUGGAUCUGAAGAAUCUUUUCCACCACUUAAUAAUCUGAAACAGUUGGAAACACUGAUAUUGAGGAGUUGCAAUAUCACUGGUCGACUACCUGAAUAUCUCGGGAAUAGGACAACGUUGAAUACCUUAGAUCUCAGCUUUAACAAACUAAGUGGAGAAAUCCCAAGGAACUUUUCCGGUCUCGAAAAGCUAAAGUUCAUAUAUUUAACCGGCAACUUGCUAACUGGAGAAGUGCCUCGUUGGAUGUGGACUGAAGGGAGCGGCAACCGCAACAUUGAUCUUUCAUAUAACAAAUUUACGUUUGGGGAAUCUGAGUUGUCAAAUUGUCUACAUAGUUUGAACUUGUUUGCAAGCUCUUUGAUUGGCAAUAACUCUGGCAUGGUUCCAUGUUUGAAACGUUGUAUCGAUCAAAGCAAAUCAAACAAUCUUUAUAUAAAUUGUGGUGGACAAACAGUAACUAUAAAUGGAAGUACUAUAUAUUAUGAAGAUGCUGAUACAGAUUCAAGUGGAGCUUCACACCUCCACCAGAAUUCAAACAGCUGGGCAUUUAGCAGCACUGGUAACUUCAUGGAUAAUGGUGACGAUGACACUUAUAUUGUGUCAAAUUCAUCCAGGCUCUCUAUGACCAACCCUGAAUUGUACAUGAAUGCACGCCUUUCUCCUAUUUCUCUUACUUAUUAUGCUUUUUGUUUGAGAAAUGGAAAUUACAAAGUAAACCUCCAUUUUGCGGAGAUAAUGUUCACUGAUGACAAAACAUAUAGAAGCUUGGGAAGGCGUAUAUUUGAUAUUUACAUUCAGGGAGAGUUGGUAUUGAAGGAUUUCAACAUUGUAAAAGAGGCUGGUGGAGUGGGUAAGGCAGUUAUAAAAACUUUUACAGCAGCUGUGAAUAAUAAUAAUACCUUGGAGAUUCGUUUCUACUGGGCUGGGAAGGGCACAACUGAUAUCCCGAACAAAGGAGUCUAUGGUCCUCUUAUUUCAGCUAUUUCUGUGGUUAAUUCUGCCGAUUAUAUAUCAGAAAAUGGAACUAGUAUAUCUCUGGGUGCAAUGGUCGGGAUUGUCGUUGCUGGAGCUUUUGUUAUAUUUGCAAUUGGUAUCGUCGGGUGGAAAUGUCGUGAACAGAAAAAUAAGAUGGAACAAGAUUUAAAGGGUUUGAACUUGCAAACUGGUACAUUCACCUUAAGGCAAAUCAAAGCUGCAACAAACAACUUCGAUGCUGCAAAUAAAAUUGGAGAAGGUGGUUUUGGUUCUGUUUAUAAGGGCCUUCUGUCAGAUGGCACCAUAAUUGCAGUCAAACAGCUCUCUUCCAAAUCAAAGCAAGGAAAUCGUGAGUUUGUGAAUGAGAUAGGCAUGAUUUCUGCUUUGCAACACCCUCAUCUUGUUAAGCUCUAUGGAUGCUGUAUUGAAGGAAAUCAAUUGUUGCUAGUAUACGAGUACAUGGAAAAUAAUAGUCUCGCUCGUGCUUUGUUUGGGCCAGAAGAAUAUGGGUUGAAAUUGGAUUGGCCAAUGAGACAAAAGAUUUGUGUUGGUAUAGCAAGAGGUUUGGCCUUUCUCCAUGAAGAAUCGACACUGAAGAUUGUUCAUAGAGACAUCAAGGCUACUAAUGUCUUGCUUGAUAAAAAUCUCAACCCAAAGAUAUCUGACUUUGGUUUGGCCAAGCUUGAUGAAGAGGAUAAUACCCACAUAAGCACCCGAGUUGCUGGAACUUAUGGAUAUAUGGCACCUGAAUAUGCAUUGCGGGGUUAUUUAACCGAUAAAGCAGAUGUUUAUAGUUUUGGAGUUGUUGCCUUGGAAAUCGUCAGUGGGAGGACCAACACCAGUCACCGGGCAAAGGAGGAAUCUUUCCAACUUCUUGAUUGGGCACUUCUUUUAAAAGAGAAAGAGAGUUUAUUGGAACUAGUGGAUCCAAGGUUGGGCUCAAACUACAAUAAAGAAGAGGUCAUGGUGAUGAUCAAUGUGGGUCUCCUAUGCGCCAAUGCUUCAGCAGCAGUUAGGCCUACCAUGUCUGCAGUGGUGAGCAUGCUUGAGGGCGACGUUGUUGUUCCAAGGUUGGUUUCAGAUCCAAGUGUCUCAAAUAAUGAAAUGAAAGAGGCAAUGUGGCAGAAAUAUCAACAAAGCAAACAACAGAAUAGGAGUGGAAGCCAGAAAGAGAGUAUCUCAACGGAUGGCCCAUGGACUGCUUCUUCUAACUCUGCUGCUGAUCUAUAUCCAGUCAAUUUGGAUUCUGAUUACUUGGAGAAAAGAUCUUUGAGAAGUUGAAGAAGCUCCAUCUCUCAGUUUGGUCGUCAAUAUAAAUCUUAACUUGCAAUGGUUUGUGGUAUAUUUUUCAUUUUUAUUUUACAAGUUCUCUCGGGUUAUCCUUGUGAAAGAAAAAGACAUGAUUACAUGGAUCAAACUCAUUAAUGUGCUAUUAUUAUUAUUAUUAUUAUUAUUAUUAUUAU